Messenger RNA from Echinops telfairi (small Madagascar hedgehog), 2608 nucleotides. RefSeq names its product cyclin E1 (gene CCNE1). The record is from RefSeq and is a predicted model, not a curated record. Gene Ontology annotation, molecular function: cyclin-dependent protein serine/threonine kinase regulator activity. The coding region runs from base 83 to 1315 and encodes 410 amino acids. The transcript is spliced from 12 exons. Gene Ontology annotation, cellular component: nucleus; centrosome; cyclin E1-CDK2 complex. Lineage: Eukaryota; Metazoa; Chordata; Mammalia; Afrosoricida; Tenrecidae. Gene Ontology annotation, biological process: regulation of cyclin-dependent protein serine/threonine kinase activity; G1/S transition of mitotic cell cycle.
UCCUGCCUCCAGCCUCGGCGCGUGCCCGCCUGUCCCCCAAGGAGACGGCUUCGGGCCUCUGGUCGAGUCCGCACCCAGCGCCAUGCCGACCGAGAGGAGCGAAAAGGAUGCGAAGGACCUGGACACCAUGAAAGAGGAAAGCAGCAGCGAUCUCUCUGUGCGCUCCAGGAAAAGGAAGGCGAAUGUGGCCGUUUUUUUGCAAGAUCCAGAUGAAGAAAUUGCCCAAAUUGAGAAGACUGUGAGAAGCCAGUGUGGCAGUCAGCCUUUGGAUAGUACCACAGUCUGUGAAAACCCCUGCUCUCUGAUCCCCACACCUGAUAAAGAGGAGGGUGAGCUGGUAUACCCAAAUCCCACCCCUGGUGCUUGGGGUUUCAUGCCAUCCAGGGCCUCGCCACUGCCAGUACUGAACUGGGCCAACCGAGAGGAGGUGUGGAAAAUCAUGCUAAACAAAGAAAGUACGUACUCGAGGGACAUGCACUUUAUGCAACGGCAUCCUCUUCUGCAGCCUAAAAUGCGAACGAUUCUUCUGGAUUGGCUGAUGGAGGUGUGUGAAGUGUAUAAACUUCACAGGGAGACAUUUUACUUGGCACAAGAUUUCUUUGAUCGGUAUAUGGCAACACAAGAAAAUGUUGUGAAGACACUGCUGCAGCUUAUUGGGAUUUCAACCUUAUUUAUUGCUGCCAAACUUGAGGAAAUCUAUCCCCCAAAGCUGCACCAGUUUGCUUACGUUACUGAUGGGGCUUGUUCAGGAGACGACAUUCUUCGUAUGGAAUUAAACAUUAUGAAGGCCUUAAACUGGCAUCUAAGCCCCCUGACAGUUGUGUCCUGGCUGAAUGUAUACAUGCAAGUUGCAUACCUGAAUGACUUUUGUGAAGUGCUGUUGCCGCAGUACCCCCAGCAGAUCUUCAUACAGAUUGCCGAGCUUUUAGAUCUCUGUGUCCUGGAUGUUGGCUGCUUAGAAUUUUCAUACGGUAUACUUGCUGCUUCUGCCUUGUAUCACUUCUCAUCAACUGAAUUGGUGCAGAAAGUUUCAGGAUACCAAUGGUGUGAGAUUGAGAGGUGUGCUAAGUGGAUGGUUCCAUAUGCUAUGGUCAUAAGGGAGACUGGAAGUUCAAAACUCAAGCACUUCAGGGGCGUUCCUACUGAAGACGCCCACAACAUACAGACCCACUUAAACAGCUUGGAGUUGCUGGACAAAACCCAAGCAAAGAAAGCUAUCUUGUCUGAACAAAACAGGAUUUCUCCUCUCCCCAGUGGGGUCCUCACCCCCCCGCAGAGCAGUAAGAAGCAGAGCAGUGAGCAGGACACCAUGUGAGCCCACCAGCCUCACCAAAGACAGUGUGCGGAAGUGCCUGCUUAGAACCCUCAGCAGCCUGCUGCAGCAGAGGCGCGCGCUAACUAACCUCUCCAGAUAUUUAAGUGGAUGAGCAUCCCUCUUCCUCAACCGGAGUCUUUCUAUAAAUGAUUAUCGGACAGGGAGGUGUAUUUUAUUGAAUGCUUAAGAUUUUUUUUUAAAAAAAAUUAAUGGGUCAAGUACACCAACCACCUCCAGAACACCAAUGAAUGCUCCCGAUGCUGCUAAGGAGGGUGCUACUUGACUUGAUUGUCCACAUGGAUAACAAAGGCCUGCCAUGGAGGAGCAUCACUGGCACUGCCGGCCUCCCCUGAAGGUGUUCUGGGCAGCGUGGGAGCAGGUGGCUGUGGGCACUGUCAUCCAGUGCCCACAGCCAGCUGCACGGGGCUGCUGUACACAAGAUCAGUUGACAAUGUACAAUGGCUUUCGUGAACUAUUCUAAGUGCUGCUAUGUCUGUCCGUGUGUAAUAAAGGUUUUAUGAGCUAAGUGUACUAACUGAAAUUAGACGUCACCUUUCACUGUGGCUCUAUCAAGAUCUCCUUUUUGACUUGGAAACGCAAAUCUUUCGAACCAAUGCUUUUCAAAGAAAUCUUUAAAAUGACCUUCCUGUACCGUUCUGCCUGCCUCCUUCCCAAGGGCCUGGGAGUGAGGCUUCCAUAGCAUCUUCUCCGCCAGUGGCUUCUCCCGAGGGGAAGGGGUGCUGGCAGCCACAGCAGUGGUGGUGGUGAAGUCAUCUUAGGGACUCGUAGGUCUUUUCCUCGAACUGCGUAAAAGCCACAACGAACUUUUGAUUCGUGUUAUUUAAUGCUUUUCAUUUUUUUCCAAAUCUUAAUGAAUUGUUUGGAGAACUUAUUAACAAAGUAGCCUAAAACUAUACUUUUAAGAAAACAAAGGAAAAUUCAGCAUAGUUCAGGACAUGAGACCUAUUUGCUCCCUGGCUGUGGCUGGAGUUUCCCUGUGCCUUGCUCUAUAGGAGAGGCUGCGCCCCCUGUGAGACCCAGUGUAUGUAGCCCAAAUUAUACCUCGCUGAGCACCCUCCAAAUGGAGUCUUGUCAUAUCCACGUGUUUCACUUUUUUAAGAUGAUUUGUUGGCAUGUGUGGGUGUAGAACAAAUGAGCAAAUAUAUGCUAUGAUCUUUUAAUUUGGCAUUUUAUAAAAAUCUGUCCUUAAAGUCUUUUAAGAUCUGUACUGUAUUUAUAUAAAGUUGGAGAGAGACGCUAUUUUUCUUGGAACAUUGUGAUGUUUAAAGUUCC